This is a messenger RNA of Closterium sp. NIES-67, 4498 nucleotides long. The record is from the annotation of a GenBank genome assembly. Lineage: Eukaryota; Viridiplantae; Streptophyta; Zygnematophyceae; Desmidiales; Closteriaceae.
GAAGUCAACGUAGCGUGAGGUCACUGUCGGAAUGGAGAAUGACCACAGCAUUUCCCCUGCAUUGUAAUUCAGCUGCCUCUCCUGUUUGUGAAUUGCUGGCGUAAAUCCAUCAAUGGCUUCUUGGUUCAAGAUAACAGCCGCUCUAGUCAUUUUGCUGGUCUGCAUUCCAUGUCUACUGGCCAAUGACUCCCCAUGGACAACUCCUCCAGUCGCGGAACCCUGGGGAUUGUCGCAGCAGUCUCCGGCCAUUCCAGGGUCCCAGCCUCAGGUCAAUCCGACCGCCCAGUCGUCGCUCGAUUCUCAGCCGUCCAACCAGACAUUGUCACGAGCAUCGCCACCAGUUCCGUCCGAAUCGUUCGCGCAUUCGCCGGUUGAAUCCCAGCCUCCCUUGACUCAACCGUCCGUCAGUACUGCGGGCCCGCCGAUCUCCCAGCCAUCCGCGGAGCCAUUGGCGCAGCAGCCUCCGCCGCUUCCAGCUCCCCCACAGGUGGCGCCUGCUGGAAGCGGGUCGGGGACGAGCAGCGGCGAGCAGAAUGCAGGAUCGGGGGAGAGCAAGUCAGGCGCGGGGGAGGCGCUACCUGCGCCUCCUUCCCCACAAGCUGCUCCUCCGCCUUCCCCUGUGGGUCCGGAAGGCGUGAGCGGAGCACCAGCGGAGCCCAAGGGGGGGGUGGAAGCAUGGGACGAGGAGGCGGGGCAGGUGGAGCUGUCGGUGACGUGCGGGCUGACGGACUACGUGAGGCAGUCAGGCUCCUGCGACGGCAAGGGGUGGCGCAUUGUGUCGUUUGUGAAGAUCCGCAACUGCACGGAUCCGUUCAAAGUGCAGCCCAUGCGGCAGGAGCCAUGCACAUGCACGCCUGAGGACUUUGACGUCACGUACAGCAUCUCAGACGAUGGCACCAAAUGCAACAUGCAGUACCUCCCAGCCAACUGCACGGGAGCACAGCAGUCGGCGUUCAUCCCCGUCGACAUGGUCUACUGCGGCCUGGCGAGCGCGCCGUGCACAGUGGGCGACAUGGACGCCAUCUACUCCGACUGCGACUUCAUUCGCCACCCCCUCACAGGCCAGGCCAUUUCUGACACGCCCGUUGUUGAGGUGAUCUAUUACUUUGGCCGUGAGUGCGACCCCUACAGGAGGGGCUCCAUCCGCCUGCCGCCCAGCACCUACAUUCCCUGCGACAUGCAGUGCGGCGUGGGCCACUACCUGCGCCACGACCACUGCCUCAAGUGCCCUGCAGGCACGUACAGCAUGGGGGGAAAAUGGAGAUUCGAGGAGAUAUAUGAGAUCGACCCCAAGUACUUCAAGACCGAGUGCAAGUUCACCAACGCCACGGGCGCCUUCGACUGCGACCCCUGGUACGCGGACGAUGGGGCGUUCGAGGCAGGGGCGUACGACUACAUCAACGACUGGCUCCCGGAGGUGUGUGCGUCGGACGCGGCGUACAACUGCCACAACAACCUGCGCUCCUCACUCUCGCUGGACGUCAACCUCGUCAGGGACGGGUACGUGAAGUUCAACUUCACGGUGAGUGCGGAGAUGGGCCAUGACGGGCUCUCCUUCUACAUCGACUCACUCGCUGAGCCCCUCAUGGCGCUCACCUCCUACCAGUUUGAGCCGCGCGAGAUGGUGUUCCCAGUGGAGGCCGGGCAGCACCGGCUGGUGUGGGAGUACAGCAAGGACAGCAAGUGGAGCAAGGGCGAAGACGUCACCACCAUUCCGUACAUCGAGGUGGACGGCGUUGCCUUCAACGACUUUCACUGCCUGCCCUGCCCGCCUGGCUCCCACAGUGGUGAGGGCGCUGCUGCCUGCCUGCCAUGCCCUGAUAACACCUUUUCCAAGGAGAGGGCGUCAGAGUGCACGCCCUGUGGCAGCAGCACGUAUUCGCGCAUCAUCCCCCGCACCGAGUGCAAGCCUCGCCCCUCGUGCAGCAUCGAGCGCGACGCCACCAUCGCAUACACGCCGUGCCAGCUGGCCUCCAAGAAGCGAACCAUGAGGUGGCAGUGGAUCCAACCACAGAUCUGUGACCCCACCAACGUCUCUCUGCCUAAUGACACUCCACUUGACUGCGAGCCGUGUCCCGAUGGCCAGCAAGCAGAGCCGGACCCCCAGUCAGGGGAAAUCCGCUGCACACUCUGCCCCCCUGGCACAGCACGGCAGGCGAGCUACGAGGGUGGGGCGGGCGGCAUGCUGGACGCGCAGUGCGAGGCGUGCGAGGCGGGGCAGGUGGCGAUGAAGACCCUCUCCCUCAAGCACUUCGCCAUGCAGCACAACGGCGCGCUGCCGCCCGGAUUCACCACGGGGUGCCACGGCGACUGCGGCACGUUCGGGUGGCGCGCCUUCCAGGACCACCUCGACUCCGGCAGCGGCCACGGGCCCUCCGCCACCAUCUGGCUGGCGCUGGACGUGCGCAUGGCGGUGCGCGGGUACAUGACGUUCAACUACUCCGUGGACAUCCUGCCAGGGGACCCGGGCAGGGCCUUCUUCUUCUUCAUCGACCACGACCUCAUGGACUAUGUGGAGCAACAACGGGUGGAGUGGGAGGGCGGAGGGGAGGGCGAGGGGUACGAGCACCCGGGGGCGGCGGAGGACGAGGCGCGGAUGAGCGGCAUGUGGGAGCUGGAUGCGGGCAACCACACCGUGAUGUGGGUGUGGCAGAAGCUGCACGACACGGGCGCGGCUGCAAGGACCACUCGUGACUCGGCAGUCAUCUAUGAGAUCCAGAUAGAGGGCGUGGCGGAGGGGGGUGCAGCGCGGUGUGAGGAGGUGCCGCAGGGGUCGGUGCUGGCAGCGGGGGGCGACUCGUACGUGCCGUGCCCCCCCGGCACGUCCAGCGAGGGCGGCAACUCCUCGUGCCUGCCGUGCCCGCCCAACACCUUCAACAGCCAGCCCGAGGGAGCGCAGUGGGCGUGCAUGCCGUGUGGCCUGGGCACGUCGUCCCUGGAGGGCAGCCGGGAGUGCGUCAUAGGCGAUGCCACGCGCCCUGAGUCCUUCUGCACCUUCACGCUCUCCCGGGACUCGCUGCGCACCCCAGCCCAGCAGGGCCAGGAGGGGGAGGAGGGGAAAGAGGGCGAGGAGGGGCAGCAGGAGGAGGAGGAGGGCGCAUUGCCCCGGAUGAUUUCAGUGUCGGCGGCAGCUGUGGUGUUCGACCUCUCCCCUCUGUCGCGCAUGCACCCCGGCCGAAUGUUCGGCCCCGUGCUGGAUGCUGCUGCUGCUGCUGCUGCUGCUUCUGCUGGGGGGCACGCAGGGGCAGGGGGGGGAGGGGGUGGUGCACAGAAGGGGAAAGGGGGCGGGGCGGGGCGGCAGCAGGCGGAGUAUUUCUUCAGUGUGUGCAAGCGGGACACCAGCAACGACACCUGCUAUGACUACUCGGGCCAAUCGCUCAACACAUACGCGUGCAAGGUGGAUCCACAAGAGGCUAUAGGGGGCGGGCUGCGCCCGGGCCACAGCCUGGGCAGUGCGGUUUCAGUGGAGUCGCUGGCAGCAGUGCACCCGGCGCUGUACCGGCGGGGGCUGGUGAUGGCGCUGACAGGGGACGAGUGCCCGCAGACCAACAUGCCGCGCGAGACCAAAGUCACCUUCAUAUGCGACCCCGCUGCUGGCCACGGGCAGCCAGAGGCGUGGACGGCAGAGGGGCAGGAGGCAGCGUUGAACCCAGCACUGGCCUACCCGCACUACGUAUCGCGGGAGGGCGCGGUGCAGCCCAUCGAGCAGAGCGACUGCUCGUUCGGCGUGGUGUGGUACUCGCUGUUUGCGUGCCCGCUGUGCACGGAGGACGACUACAAGCGUGUGGAGGCUGCUGCCUGCAUGGACGACAAGAGGGCCACCUUCAAGUGGAAAACACCCACACUGUGUCAGCUGAACCCGUCGCACCCUCUUCCACCGGACGAGCCCUGUGAGCCGUGCCAGCAGGGAGAAAUCAUCCGCACAGUGGGCGACUGUGCCGACGCCGACGGGCGCCACAACGUCACGUUCGCGUGGCGCCAGCCGCACCACUGCAGCGCCACGCUGCCGGGGGCUGCCUCUCUGCCCGCAGCAGAGCUGGUGGGGCCGUGUGAGCAGCGCCUGCUGUACGUGGCGUCAGAGGCCCUCUCCCCCAUGUGGGCGGCGCUCUUCGUGGCCCUCGGCCUCUGUAUCGUGUGCUUUGGCUCGCUGUCCCUCAUGACGUGGUUGCGCAGCCGUCGAUUGCGGCAGAUGUAUGAACGGCUGGUGGAGGCCGAGGUGCAGAUGGAGCGGGAGAUGGGCGACCUGCAUGGGGAUGAUGACGCGGAUGUGGAUGCGGAUGUGGAGGACACACGACAGCUCACUAAUGGUGACUCCUAGGGGAGCCACUGAGUGAUUUUCAUUAAGUAUUUAGUGCGUUUGGAGGGCGAGAUUUCCGAACAUAUAGGUGUACAUAUAGGUAUUGCAUCAAACUUCUAUUAGCCUCUUGUAAAGGCCUUACCCGCUUUAUUUAGCACAGAGAUGUAGCAGUAAAUGGUGAUGCGUAUUGUCCUUGUUACU